AUGCAGAUCAAAGUACGCACUUUGACCGGCAAGGAAAUCGAGCUUGACAUCGAAGCCGACUACAAGGUCUCGAGGAUAAAGGAGCGCGUGGAGGAGAAGGAGGGAAUUCCACCAGCACAACAGAGGUUGAUCUACGGGGGGAAACAAAUGGCAGACGACAAGACUGCGGCUGACUAUCAGCUCGAGGGCGGUGCUACGCUGCAUUUGGUCCUUGCGCUGAGAGGUGGAUGCUAA
Plenodomus lingam JN3 is the source of this 234-nucleotide messenger RNA. It is a transcript of the gene UBL1, whose product is annotated as Ubiquitin-like protein 1. Gene Ontology annotation, biological process: modification-dependent protein catabolic process; protein neddylation; regulation of proteolysis. Gene Ontology annotation, cellular component: cytoplasm; nucleus. Gene Ontology annotation, molecular function: ubiquitin protein ligase binding; protein tag activity. NCBI's taxonomy places the organism in Eukaryota, Fungi, Ascomycota, Dothideomycetes, Pleosporales, Leptosphaeriaceae. The record is from RefSeq and is a predicted model, not a curated record.